Menidia menidia (Atlantic silverside) is the source of this 1383-nucleotide messenger RNA. Lineage: Eukaryota; Metazoa; Chordata; Actinopteri; Atheriniformes; Atherinopsidae. The record is from the annotation of a GenBank genome assembly.
AUGGACUCACCAAAAGUGUCAUCAACCACGAAGAUUCCUGCACUUACCCAUAGGAAAUUUCUUGGUUCCAGUUCACCUGAACCAAAAAGAGAAGAUCAUAACAGCACUGGUUCUGUUGCAGGUGUCAUCCCAGGCCUCCUGUCUCCUCUUGCAACCUCUAGCCCCAAGUUCAAAACCCCAGUUAGUACAUUUGCAAAGGAGGGAUCAAAAUCAGAAUCUACAUCGUCUGCUGAAACAGAAACACAUCCCACCCGUGAGUCCCCCAAUUUCAGCCUAACUCGGGGCCUUACAUUUGACUCCAUCACCAAAAUGUCAGCCGAAACAGAUGCUGCAGAUGGGAAAGAACAAUUGCAUUCCCACGGGUGCGUGACUGACAAUACAGGACCGUCGCCUGGAGAUAAGAAGAGGAUGUCAGGCACCCUGCCGAGCAAAGCAGGUCACCCGGGAGAAACAAAUACCAGCACCACUGGAAGCAGCAUCCCAUCAUCCGAGGCAACCGGUGCACAGGCAGAGGAGAGGAGGAAGCAGGGGUGUAGGAAACAGAACGAUGUUCAAGGGGGCUCUCUGUCCCCUCCUCAUCAUCUUCCUCCUUCUUCUUAUAGUCAUGCACCGACCUCCAACAGAAGGCUCACAGAGAGUGCAACCAUGACCGACCGGUCCGGGGAGCUCCACCCUGAGGCGGGGGAGCAGAGAGAGGUGGGAGUUCAGGUGGGAGUUCAGGUGGUUGAGCGCUCAGUGUCCACCAGUCCCAUCCGCCACUCCGGCGAUCCAUACUCCCCCCUGAUUGGUACCCCGAGCUGUCAAUCAGAGAGUUUGACCUCCCCAACAGUCCCCUCGCUGUGCUGCAUCCCUUCCUGUCAGCCGUCCCUCAGGCACAUCUGCAAGAUUGACAUCGAGCUGCGGAACCAGGCCCUGCUUCCCCCCUCUGCGGCCGACAAGGCAAGCUCCCUCCCCGUCUGCCUGCGCACCUUCAGCUUCCAGCAGAACCCCCCCCUCUUGCCGGGCUUCGGACAAACCCACAGCCGAGACGUUAGCUCUGAGAGCAUCUGGGAAGACGGGGAGGAAGAAGAGAAAAGGGGGAGAAGCUAUGACGAAGAGCAGGACAAGGACAGAGAGGAGACGGAAAAGCCUCAGGAGGUGGUGUGGGACAAGCAGGGGAUGACCUGGGAGGUGUACGGCGCCUCGGUGGACCUUGAAUCUCUGGGCACGGCCAUCCAGUCCCACUUGGAGUCGAAGAUUCGGGAGCAGGAGGAACGCAUUCGCACUCUGAGGAAGUCCAUCUGCUCCGAAAGCAGCCUGAGAGGCUACAGAAUGAGGGAGAAGAAGAACAGGACCGGAGGGAUUCUGGGAUGCUGCGGAAAAGCGUCCUCUGUGUCAGACUGA